AUGGAACUCGAUCCCGCUGCCGCCCCCCCUAUCCCGGCCCGAGUCCGUCACCAUGGCCGCCCUCGCUCGCUGCAGCCCCCAUCGGCCGUUAAACGUGCGAGCAUGCCUCCUGCCAGUCCCGAGGUCAUCUCCAACCUCAUCACCAGCCUGAGCGUCAUCUCCAAGCCCGCCAACAACCACUUCGAGGCCUCCCCGACCAGUCUCUCCGUCCCCACGAGUCCCGGCCACGGCAGCUUCGGCGUCGACUACGGCGCCUUCCACUCACUCAACACCGACGAUCUUAGGCAGGCCGCCGUCUCCCUUGACGAUCUCGCCGCCGCUCCGCCCGUCGUCCGCACCUCCAAGCCCCCGAGCGGCUACUCACCCCUGACGGCCGCUAAGAGCCCCAAGAGCCCGAGGAGUCCGAGUCGCGAGAGUGGUCUUCGCUCCUUUAUCCGCAACAGCACCUCGCGCCCGUCGUCCAAGGGAUCGUCUGUCUCCAAGAACGAUGACACCCACAGCAUCGGAAACCUGUCCAUCGAACGCCGCUCCGCACCAAGCCCAGAACUGAACCACCAGCGGUCGCAUGAUAGUUGGGGCAAGAAGACUGGGAGGAGCUCCAAGGGCCUCAUGUACAUGAGCUCCAAAGAACAACUCCGCGAGAAGGAGGUCGAGCGCAAGCGCGCCUCGGGCGGUCUCCCGGCCUCUGCCUCCGGAGUCUUGGCCACCGGGAGCAGCACCCACUCCGGCGGCCGGGGAGAUCCCUUCUUCGCCGAGACGGCUAUCCACGAAGAACCGAGCCACAACGCCCGCCCCGAGCGCAGAAUGGAGAGCCCCUGCCCCAUCCCCGUCCGCGAUUCUAGCCUGAGGAGGUCAACGCAAAGUGUGAAGCGCAGCAGCGCAAGACGGUCCAAGCGAGACAGUGAUGGACCCCUGAGCGAUGUUAUCCCCGAGACGGAAGAGUAUGGCCGAUCCCGCGAGCACGGCAGGAGAAAGCGCCAUUCUGACCAGGAUAUGCUGAGGGCAUCCGCCAAAUCUCCCAUCUACGGCUUCGACGAUUCGCACUCCCCAACCAGGACCAAGACCAUGGCCGGCCGAAGCUUCCUUGAUGUCGGAGACGACUUGCCAGGAGAUGAUGACGAAGACGAAGGCGCACCAUUCCCUGCCGUGGCCCAGGGUCGCCGUCGACAUCACAGCAGCGACCGUAAUUCUCGCCGUCGAUCCGGACACCAUAGCCCAAUCCCGCCAGACGGACUGAAGCUCAAGCGCAGCAGCUCGAGGCUCAAGCGCCUAUCUGCUGGCAUCAACCCCAAGUCGGAGGAGCGACAGGAAUCCCCAGCUCGCGACAGCCAGAUCCCCAUCCCGAACGGUUACGAGCGCCCCCAGUCCGCUGACUCGGUCGACGACGCUGUCGAGUCCUACCUCUGCUCACCUCGCUUGUCUCAGAAGAUCAAGCAUCCUCAGACGGGUCGUGUGAUUUCCUUCUCCGAGGUGGGUGACUCGGAGGGCUCGGCCGUCUUCUGCUGCGUGGGCAUGGGCUUGACGAGAUAUAUUACGGCCUUUUAUGACGAGCUUGCUUUGACGCUGAAGCUGCGGUUGAUUACUCCUGACCGACCCGGUGUGGGAGACAGCGAGCCGUAUUCAGACGGGACAGCCACGCCGCUCAGCUGGCCUGAUGACGUUUAUGCUAUUUGCCAAGCAUUGAAGAUUACCAAGUUCUCCAUCCUCGCUCACUCUGCCGGUGCCAUCUACGCUCUUGCAACCGCUCUGCGAAUGCCUCAACAUAUCCGCGGCAGGAUCCACCUGCUGGCGCCAUGGAUUCCUCCGUCCCAGAUGAACGUGUUUGGGACGUCUCAGACGCUUCCCCCGACAAACGCGAUCCCGACGUCGCAAAGAAUCCUCCGUGCUCUCCCGACGCCUCUUCUCAAGGCUGCCAACAGCAGCUUCAUGACGGCGACCAGCAGUUCCAUCACCAGCUCCCUCCCUAAGAAUCCUCGAAGGAGUAAGCGAAAGUCCAACGUAAACGGAAAGGAUGGCAAAGACGGCCACCGAAACGUGACGCCCAGCUUGGAUAAGGAGAACAUUGGCCACGAAGGCUACGGAAAAUCACCAAACGCUAUGAUGAAUGGUGACAUGCCGCUGGAACAGCCCAAUGCGACGGAGAACAUGGACCGGAUGCAUCCUCCUCAGGGCACGAGGAACCCUGAGACGGCGAUUCUGGCUGCGGCACAAGAUGCGAUGGCGGACAAGGAGCGCCAGGUGACGUAUGAUCUACGGCUGACACACGCCAUCUGGGAGUUGGCAACUACCGGAGCCAACCCUGCCGUGGAUUUGCUGGUAUGUCUGGAGCGACGGCAUACGAUUGGAUUCCGCUACGUCGACAUCACGCGGCCGGUGGUUAUCCACCACGGAAGCAGGGAUACGCGAGUUCCCGUCGACAACGUCAAGUGGCUCGGCAAGACGAUGCGCCGCUGCGAAGUGCGAGUACUCGAAGGCGAGGGCCACGGUCUGAUGGCCAGCGCCAUGGUAAUGGGAUCGGUAUUAAUGGAAAUGAGCAAGGAAUGGGAGGACUGGAUGAAGGUGACGGGGGCGGAUGGACGAAGGGAUCGCGAGAGGGGUCGACGAGGUCCCCUGACAAGGUCAUGA
Molecule: messenger RNA, 2625 nt
Organism: Ilyonectria robusta
Lineage: Eukaryota; Fungi; Ascomycota; Sordariomycetes; Hypocreales; Nectriaceae
Product: Alpha/Beta hydrolase protein
Exons: 2
Coding region: 1-2625 (874 amino acids)
Source: RefSeq, a predicted model, not a curated record